Messenger RNA from Acanthochromis polyacanthus (spiny chromis), 3297 nucleotides. RefSeq names its product serine hydroxymethyltransferase 2 (mitochondrial) (gene shmt2). The record is from RefSeq and is a predicted model, not a curated record. NCBI's taxonomy places the organism in Eukaryota, Metazoa, Chordata, Actinopteri, Pomacentridae. Gene Ontology annotation, biological process: regulation of oxidative phosphorylation; tetrahydrofolate interconversion; folic acid metabolic process. Bases 123 to 1622 code for a protein of 499 amino acids. Gene Ontology annotation, molecular function: mRNA 5'-UTR binding; cobalt ion binding; mRNA regulatory element binding translation repressor activity. Gene Ontology annotation, cellular component: nucleus; cytoplasm; mitochondrial matrix. The transcript is spliced from 12 exons.
UCGAUCCUUGCGGCAGGACGAGCGGAACCAGCCGUUGCCAAUAACUUCAAACAGCCUUUCGAGCCUGUCAGCGGUGUGUUGCCUGCUGUACUGCCUCUUCCUCUGGCCUGACACCUGGAACCAUGCUGUCCUUCGCCCUGAGACAACUCACACGGCCACUGUGCCAGCGGGCCCCAAUUCGUCUCAGCGUACGUGGCCAGCACGCUGCCACCCGUACAGUGGAUGAAGAUCGUCCGUGGACGGGUCAGGAGAGCCUAGCUCAAGAUGACCCCGAAAUGUGGGACCUGCUGCAGAAAGAGAAGGACAGGCAGUGUCGUGGUUUGGAGCUCAUUGCAUCUGAGAAUUUCUGCAGCCGAGCAGCUCUGGAAGCUCAGGGCUCCUGUCUGAACAACAAAUACUCUGAAGGCUACCCAGGGAGAAGGUACUAUGGAGGAGCCGAAGUGGUUGACCAAAUCGAGCUGCUGUGUCAGAGGCGAGCUCUAGAGGCCUUUGACCUGGACCCAGCUCUGUGGGGUGUCAACGUCCAGCCAUACUCUGGAUCACCAGCUAACUUUGCAGUCUACACUGCUGUGCUAAACCCCCAUGACCGCAUCAUGGGCCUGGACCUGCCCGACGGAGGACAUCUGACCCAUGGCUACAUGUCUGAUGUGAAGAGAAUCUCUGCAACGUCGAUCUAUUUUGAAUCCAUGCCCUACAAACUAAAUACUGCAACAGGACUCAUAGACUACGACCAGAUGGAGUUGACGGCCAAGCUGUUCCGGCCCAAGCUCAUCAUCGCUGGCACCAGUGCCUAUGCCCGCCUCAUUGACUAUGCCCGCAUUAAGAAGCUCUGCACCAACAUUAAUGCUUACAUGCUUGCUGACAUGGCUCAUAUAAGUGGGCUGGUAGCGGCCAAAGCCAUCCCCUCCCCAUUUGAACACGCUGACCUGGUCACCUCCACCACACACAAGUCUCUCCGAGGAGCCAGGGCUGGCCUCAUCUUCUAUCGCAAGGGUGUUCGCUCGGUGGACAAGAAGGGAAAGGAAAUCAUGUACGACCUUGAGGACAAGGUCAACUUCUCUGUCUUUCCCUCGCUGCAGGGUGGACCUCAUAACCAUGCUAUUGCUGGAGUAGCCGUGGCACUCAGACAGGCACAGUCCCCCAUGUUUAAGGAGUACAUUGCCCAGGUCCUAAAGAACGCCAAGUCUAUGGCUGCAGCUCUUCUCAGCAAAGGCUACACCCUAGUAUCAGAUGGGACCGACAACCACCUGGUCCUGGUGGAUCUGCGGCCUAAGGGCAUUGACGGGGCUCGGGCUGAGAGGGUGCUGGAGCUCGUGUCAAUCACUGCAAAUAAGAACACCUGCCCCGGGGACAAGAGCGCCCUGACUCCUGGUGGCCUCAGGCUAGGCGCUCCAGCUCUGACCUCCAGACAGUUUAAAGAGGCCGACUUUGUGCAAGUUGUCGAGUUCAUGGAUGAAGGCUUCAAAAUUGCGUUGGAUGUCAAGAAAAAGACAGGAAAGCUCCAGGACUUCAAGAACUUCCUUCUUCAGGACCCAGAGACCAUCGCUCGCAUCGCAGACCUACGCCACCGUGUUGAAGCUUUUGCCAGGCCCUUCCCCAUGCCAGGGUUCCACGACCAUUAGGCCGGCCGACGUGGAGUCACUGAUCUGUGACAGCCAGAUGGCAGAAACCUGGCUGGGCAGAAGUGUGCACGGAGAAAAUGGGGAAAAAUGUCAUGUAAUGAAAUGUGUUUGUGCCUGUGAAUUUGGAUGACUUGAGUUCACUUUUUUCCAAUCAGAUCUGAAGAAGUGUUUUUUUUGUACUUCUUUGCAGUCAUCCAUCAAUCUAUUCUUGUAACAACAUGGCCUCCAUGUUGAGGCAAAAGAAACAAUAACGUUUGUCAGAUUUUGUAGAGCAGAAGAACCUAUUUUCUAUUGUAUGUGUGAAGAUCUUUCUCAGCUGUCUUCCCACCGCUUGUUUAGCGCAAAUGUGUGGGAGGGAAAAAAUAACAUGUCAAAUGAAACAAAGACCAACACUCGUUAUCACAGUCUGUGUGACGUGAUAAAUGUAUAAUUAGUCAUUAUAACAAGAUACGUAAAGAGUCUUAACUAAUGUCACUGAUGUAUUUUACUGUGUUCAUGAGGAGAUGUUUGCAUGACAGCUUUGUACUGUCAUCAGUCUUUGAAAGCAGGUACACAAACGGGUAUCAUGAGGUGAAGGGGUGUUUUGUCAAGAUGUGUUGGCCUUCUUUUUGUAGGGAGAUGUUUUGUUAAAAACUGAUAUUAACCCUAAAUAUCAGAAUGUCAUAUUUGAAAUUUAGCUCUUUAACUUAGACCUACUUUCUGAGGUGAAGGGUUGAAGCCAAAAUUAUCCAGAAGACAGGCUGAAUAACCGUGAUAUCUUUUAAAAUGGUGUGGUUCAGUAAAGCAACACUACAGCUGUUCACAAAGUUGUUUGAGAACACGUUUCACACAGUGUAAGCAAAAGUCAAAUAUCAGCUUUAAAAGUAGAAUUAAUGUGAAUUUCUAUUAGAUUGCAACAUGCGUCUAAAAUCUAACAGAAAAUAUAAUUUUCUUUUGACUUUGCUGUAACUGUCUUCAUUUUUUUUUUUUUUUAAAUUCCAGCGUAUCAUAGAUGUCAGAUUUAACGCUCUUUAUUUUCUUAGGACAAAAUCAUCAUCAUAACCAAAUGGAGUACUAACAGAAUUGCUGCUCUGCAUUGUUUCCCAUUUGUUUCAUUUUGUUUACAGAGAGUAUAUACUUUUCUAUAUAUUAUUUAAAAAGAAUCGCCACCAUUUCACAAAUAUCUGUAGGUUUCUGGUAACGUGCUUGUUUGUUACACCACACAAGAGACAGCUUGUAGUGCAGUCUGCCUGACUUGAGUGUCUUUUUUUUUUUUUUUUUUGCAAUGUGGAGUUCAGUGAUGGAAGCUGUGAAGCAGCUUGAUUUGAUCAAACAUUCUGAGUAUUUUGUUGUCUGUCUGGUUCACAGAUUGGCACUGUUGUCAUUGUCACUGCAUCAGUGAGGAAGCAGGAUUUCUGUUUGUGAAACGGUCUUACAGCACAAUUGAGAAAGAGGCGUUGUAAAAAUGAUGUGCUGCUUUCCUACUUUGCACAGAACACAUCUUUUAAAGUGAACAAAUUCAAUUUUUCUGACAAGCAUUCGCCAAAAUAUACCAACAAGUAUUUUACUACUAAAUCUGUUUGUCAUCUCUGAUGUGCUUCCAGCCAUUGUACACCAACACAAGUUUGAACUAACUUUCGUUUACAGAAUCAUUUUAUUAGCAGAGUCCUAAUAAAAAUCCAAUAACGCAAAUUGA